AUGGCAGAAAAUUGUAUGGAAAUAGGUUUGGUAACAUAUAUUAAUGGAUCUCAGGUCUAUUUAUGGUUGAUGGAGGCUCGUGAAGAGCAACUUUUCGUUGCAAUGGUGAAGGAAGAUGUGCUCAAGGUAACUGAAUUAUCAUAUGGGGAUUUGGGAGUUUGGAUACAUCUUAGCAAAACAGAUCUUGAAACAUCUCAAAUUGGCUGUGUUAUGCUAGUAGCUACACCUCCGGUGAAGGCGUCGAUCUGUAGUUAUACCUCAGGCAUUGAAAAGGCAGUAUUAGUAGAAACGAGAAUCGUAUUUUCACCGGUGGAAUGGGCUAAGAAAAAUGAUUAUGAGUGGUUUGCAUACAGUUUUGAGUUUGGCCGUGUUGGUAAUUUCGCUUUCAAUAAACUCCUGAAAUUAAAUAGUUAUCAAGUAAGGAGGGAUGUUGUGUACAAAGCCGUCAUGAUCAGGAUACCGUCGAGUGAACUAGGCCAAUGUGUUAUAGAUACUUUUGGUUCAUUAUGGUCAAUCUUACCCCAAGUUCUUGUAUUAUGUGAUGAUCAGAAUGGUUUUGAUAAAAGACCAUGGUCGUUAUCAUCUGGUUAUCAGCCGCCGAUCCGAUCCGUAUCCAGUAAAAAUGUAGAUGAAUUGACUUCCUGGGACGUUUGGAACAAUCCGUCAAAUGAAUUUGCUGAGGGAAUUUUCGAAUCAUUGGUUUCUUCUAAUGAUUGUACGUCAGCGACAGUAGACUCAAAUUUGGGCCGAGAUCAUUACGAGGCUUGUUCACAGCAAGUGUAUCUUGGCGUUGUCAUUCUCAGAGAGCCGCAAUAUAGUAUUAUUUGGGGCAAAGUGCAUGGCUUUGUUGCCGUAUGUGCUACCGCAGAUUUAGUGCUGGAGCCAUCAAAUUGGGUUGAGUACGAUUGUAUCGAAACUGAUACGGAACUAGGUGUAUCGUAUUUAGCGAUAUACUGUGUGCUAAGCAAACAGAAACCAUUGGUGGUUGAGGCACGUGAAAAGUCUAUUAUUUGUCAUACAGUAAUACAUGUUCCAAAUGAAAGGAAAGCUCAAGCUGAUGUAGGAGGAACAUAUUUUACUAUGGUGUGUGACAUUUUAGGAAACAUAUUGGUACCAGAUAUUCCAGUUGUCCAUAGAUGCAUUAGGAAGAAUAAAUUAAAGGCUAAAGUACUCGUAAAAUAUGAUGUCAAUGAAAAAUGGCCAUGCACAUUGUUUGCUGUAUACGAAAAUGAUAUGCUGAAAAUGAUAGACUGGAAGCAAGUAAGUACGGAGUGUAAAAUCAUUCCGGAAAUGGACCGUUCUUUAGAUCUGAAGGAUAUUCAGUGUGAAAGUGACAAGCCACAGUUUUUGGAUGAUGAUGCGAAUAUACUAAGGAUUUCAGCAUUGCAGAAGAGUUUUGAGAAGGAAAUGCAUGAUGAAAAAGUUUUCGUAGAAGUUCGUAGUUCUCCCUGUUUAGACACCAAUCCUCUCCCAAUCACUGCGGAAAUUACUCAUCAAUGCAGUUCAGACAACAGUUCUGUUGCCAGUGCUAGAAACAUCAAGAGAGUGACAGAGUGUGAAGAAAAGCCUGGCCCUUCAGGAUUAUCAUAUACGACAGCUUCUGCAGUGCAAAAGACUUUACCAGUAACAAUACUAGUCAAACUGACUUCCACGUAUGGUAUUUUAUGGCAUAUUAAUCGGAAACUGAUUAUUGUACCUGGAGAAUAUUUGGGUAAUUCUGCAAAACUGGGUACUUGGAUGAAAGCGAAGGUAUCGCCUCUGGAUACAACGACAGUGGAUUUGCCUUAUCAUUUCAUUGUGAUGCGUCCUUUAGAGGAGAUUGAAAGUAAAUUAAUGACACAAAAAAUAGGGGAUGUUUUACAGGUUAGGGUACAUCUAGAACCAGGUGUAGAGAGUUAUAUUGAUAUGAAUGGCAAAUUAUAUUUGCAAAAAAACUCCGAACUUGGUCUGAUAUAUAUACCUUCUGAAAAAAUACCACAGAAAUAUCUCAUGAAGAAAUUUCGAGCAUGGGUCACUUUCAUAAGUUCAGAAUUAAGCAGCGAGCCGAUAUGGAUGGUUAAUCAUCGCCAAACACUAAUUGACGAAGAUGGAAAUGAGUUACCAGAUGAGUCUGAUAUAUGA
Cercopithifilaria johnstoni is the source of this 2121-nucleotide messenger RNA. Lineage: Eukaryota; Metazoa; Nematoda; Chromadorea; Rhabditida; Onchocercidae. The record is from the annotation of a GenBank genome assembly.